AUGACUCCUGAUGAGUUGAAGGAAUUAAAAGAUCUCCUAGAUAAGGGCUUCAUCCAGCCGAAAAUUUCCUCGUCGGGUGCCCCAGUGUUAUUUGUUCGAAAGAAAGAUGGUUUGUUGAGGAUGUGUAUCAAUUACUGGCAGCUGAAUAAAGUGACCAUUAAGAACAAGUAUCCACUUCCAAUGAUCGACGAUUUGUUUGACCAAUUGCAAGUCGCUAAGUACUUUUCGAAGAUCGAUUUCAGAUUCGGAUAUCACCAGCUAAGGUUCAAGGAAGAAUAUAUUUUGAAGACAACCUUUCAAACUAGAUAUGGCUAUUACGAGUUGCUUGUCAUAGUUUUUGGCCUAACCAAUGCACCAACGGCUUUUAUGGACCUUAUGAAUCGGGUGUUUAAGUCAUUUUUGGAUAUCUUUGUGAUCGUGUUCAUAAAUGAUAUUUUGGGCUAUUGA
Messenger RNA from Nicotiana tabacum (common tobacco), 447 nucleotides. Lineage: Eukaryota; Viridiplantae; Streptophyta; Magnoliopsida; Solanales; Solanaceae. The record is from RefSeq and is a predicted model, not a curated record.